This is a messenger RNA of Solanum dulcamara, 2364 nucleotides long. RefSeq names its product G-type lectin S-receptor-like serine/threonine-protein kinase LECRK3. Gene Ontology annotation, molecular function: protein serine/threonine kinase activity; ATP binding. Gene Ontology annotation, biological process: protein phosphorylation. The record is from RefSeq and is a predicted model, not a curated record. NCBI's taxonomy places the organism in Eukaryota, Viridiplantae, Streptophyta, Magnoliopsida, Solanales, Solanaceae.
AUGGCUUUUGCAGCUGUGCUUGUUGUUGGUUUCUUAUUUAAUCCCCUUUCAGCCAUUGCGCAAUCUUACAAAAAUGUUAGUUUGGGUUCAUCACUCAGUACGAGUGAUGUUACUAGCUUUUGGCCAUCUCCGUAUGAAGAAUUCGCUUUCAGCUUCAAAAAAGUUGGAAAUGGAUCAGGCUACUUACUAGCCAUAUGGUUCAAUUUAAUCAAAGAAAAAACCAUAGUUUGGUCAGCCAAUAGGAAUAAUCUUGCCUUAGAUGGAUCCAAAGUUCAGCUCACUAGAGAUGGAAGACUAGUCCUCACUGAUCCAAAUGGUCAAGAGAUGUGGUCUCGUGGCAUGGCGGAAUUGGCCUAUGGAGCCAUGCUUGACGAUGGAAACUUUGUACUAGCAACCAGUAGUUCAGACACUCUAUGGCAGAGUUUUAAUAAGCCCACCGAUACGAUUUUGCCUGGUCAAGUACUUAAUCAAGAAACUAGUCUUAUUUCAAGUUUCUCUAACACGAAUGUAUCUAGUGGGAGGUUUGAGUUCCUACUUCAAACUGAUGGAAAUCUGGUGUUUUACACUGUUAGUUAUCCAUCUGAGGCAACAAAUGAUGCAUAUUGGUCACCUAUGUCAGUUGGCGGUGGUUAUCAGGUGAUCUUCAAUCAAUCCAUCUUUAUUUUUCUUCAAGCAAAGAAUGGAACUUUGUUAUAUUUGAUAUCUUCUAAUGUGGAAAACUCAAGAAGCCAAUCACUGUAUCAUCGAGUGAUUCUUGAAUAUGAUGGAGUUUUUAGGCGCUAUGUCUAUCCGAAAUCUUCUAGUGGGAAACCGAUGGCAUGGUCAAGUUUGUAUAACAUUCCUGAUAACAUCUGUUUGUCUAUCAGGGAAGAUACAAGAGGGGGUGCCUGUGGUUUCAACAGUCUAUGCUCAAUAGGAACUGAUCAGAGGCCAAGAUGUGAUUGUCCACUGGGGUAUAUCUUGGAUGAUCCGAACGAUAAAUUAGGCAGCUGCAGACGAAAUUUCUCUGAGAAAAACUGUAACCAUGAAUCGCGAGAAGUUGAGGCUUUCACUUUCCAAGAAAUGUUGCACACUAACUGGCUUGACUCUGAUUAUUGUUAUUAAGAAACUAUUAAAGAAGAUUGGUGCAGACAGAAUUGCUUGAGUGAUUGUUUUUGUGCUGUUGCCAUUUAUAGUGACAACAACAUUUGUUGGAAGAAAAGAUAUCCUCUUUCAAACGGGAAUGUAGAUCCAAAAACUGGAGGGAAGGCUUUGAUAAAAAUAAGGAAAGACAACUCCACAGUGGGAUCACCAAAUGUUGAAAAAAGAAAAAAGAAAAAUCAAUCUACUCUGUUCAUUUCUUGUUCUGUGUUGUUGGCCACUUCAGUUUUCAUGAAUUUAAUCCUUAUUAUUUUUAAGUUUAAAGGGAAAAAACGAAACAUGAUUGCACCAUAUUCAGUUGUUCCAGGAGUGAACUUAAGAAGUUUUAGCUACAAAGAGCUGGAACAAGCUACAAAUGGAUUCAAGGAAGAAUUAGGAACUGGAGCUUUCUCAACAGUUUACAAAGCGGUUCUUGAUGAUGAAAAUGGGAAAGUCGUUGCUGUCAAAAAACUACGAAACAUGGUAACAGAAGAAGAGAGAUUUGAAGCUGAAGUGAAUUCAAUCAGCAGGACAAAUCACAAGAACUUGGUCCAACUCCUUGGAUUCUGCAACGAAGGCCAACACCGCCUUUUGGUAUAUGAAUACAUGAAAACAGGCUCAAUAGCACACUUGCUAUUCAAAGAUUCUAGGCUAAGUUGGUCCAAAAGGGUACAAGUUGCCAUCGACACUGCCAAAGGACUUUCCUAUUUGCAUGAAGAGUGCAGUUCCCAAAUUAUAAAUUGUGACAUCAAGCCCCAAAAUGUGCUUUUGGAUGAAAGUUUGACAGCAAAAAUAGCAGAUUUUGGUAUGGCCAAGUUUCUGAAAAAACAUCAGACUCAAACAACCACUAGGAUACGUGGAACAAAAGGGUAUGUAGCCCCAGACAGGUUCAGAAGCAUGCCUAUAACUGUGAAGGUGGAUGUGUACAGCUUCGGGGUCUUGCUUUUAGAUUUGAUUUGCUGCAGAAAAAACUAUGAGCAGGAUGUGGCAAAUGAGAACGAAAUGAUACUACUGGAGUGGGCUUGUGAUUGCUAUAACAGAAAUGAGUUGCAUUUACUUGUAGGUGAUGAUGAAGAGGCAUUAGAAGAUAUCAGGAGAUUUGAAAAGUUCUUGUUGGUUGCUAUUUGUUGCAUUCAAGAAAAUCUAGCAUCAAGGCCUAGCAUGAAGAAUGUCAUGUUAAUGCUUGAAGGUUCUGUUAAAGUAUCAAUUCCUCUCCACACUUUUUCGUUUUUCGAUUCAAUUUAG